This is a messenger RNA of Neoarthrinium moseri, 678 nucleotides long. RefSeq lists its product as uncharacterized. Gene Ontology annotation, molecular function: hydrolase activity. The coding region runs from base 1 to 678 and encodes 225 amino acids. The record is from RefSeq and is a predicted model, not a curated record. The transcript has 2 exons. NCBI's taxonomy places the organism in Eukaryota, Fungi, Ascomycota, Sordariomycetes, Amphisphaeriales, Apiosporaceae.
AUGAAGACUGCUGCCGUCCUUCCUAUUCUUGCCAGCCUGGCUAGCGCCAACCCUCUCAACAUUGAGGAGCGGCAAAGCUGCCCUGGCGUCUAUGUCUUCGGAGCGCGGGAGACCACCGCACCCGCGGGCUAUGGUACAUCGCAAGGCCUUGUCAACAUGGUCGUCCAAGCAUACUCUGGCGCCCAGUCUUCAGCUAUCAGCUAUCCGGCCUGCGGCGGCCAGUCGAGCUGCGGUGGUGUUAGCUACGAUUCAUCAGCAUCUCAGGGCACUACUGCCGUUAUUUCUGCGGUAAACAGCCUGAACUCACGAUGCCCCAACACCAAGAUAGUCCUCAUUGGCUACUCCCAAGGUGGUCAGAUUAUGGAUAACGCUCUAUGCGGUGGUUCUGGUGCGACUUUGACAGGCAAUGCCCUCAAGGCUGUCAAGGCGGCCAUUUUCAUGGGUGACCCACACAACGUGGCCGGGCUUCCUUACAACGUCGGAACCUGCAAGGCUGGUGGCUUUGCUGCUCGCCCAAGUGGCUUCAAGUGCUCACCGGCGGACCCGUCUAUCAUCCAGUCGUACUGCGACUCCACGGAUCCAUACUGCUGCAACGGAAACGAUGCAAACUCACAUCAGCAGUACGUCAACAAGUACGGCCAGCAGGCCUUGUCUUUCAUCAAGAGCAAGCUGGGUUAG